Ustilago hordei is the source of this 2238-nucleotide messenger RNA. RefSeq lists its product as uncharacterized. Bases 1 to 2238 code for a protein of 745 amino acids. Lineage: Eukaryota; Fungi; Basidiomycota; Ustilaginomycetes; Ustilaginales; Ustilaginaceae. The record is from RefSeq and is a predicted model, not a curated record. The transcript has a single exon. Gene Ontology annotation, biological process: transmembrane transport. Gene Ontology annotation, cellular component: membrane.
AUGACAGUUAUCCUCGACAAGCGGUCUGGCGGUGAAGGCACGGUGACCGUCGACACCACCCGUACAUCACUCAACGGCUUCGGCGUAUUCGCAAUCAUCGUUUUUGCCUCGGUUUCCCUCAUCGUCAUUAAUCCUCUCCGCAUCCGUAUACCCCGCCUUGUCUCGAUCCCUCUUCGCCGUGCUGGCCGCAAGACGUGGCUCUUCCUCGCUGGGCCAUCCGAUCCCAACCCAGAGCAGCAAGAGCAAGAUGCUGUAGAAGAGCAACUUGGCUCAUCAGUGCAUGCCUCGCAUGAGGAGGAACCGAUGUACGUUACCAUCGACCACGUCUCUGCACCUCUCAUCGGCGUUCUUGUCUUGCUCGCGACCACCACAAUCGGCGGUGAACAAGUGCGCCAAGGCAUUGUAGGCGAGGACGGCAUCGAGCCAUAUGACGUGCUUGCACUCUUCAUCUCGCUAGCUUACAUCGCGAUCAGCCUCGAUGCGACUGGACUGCUUCGCUUCCUUGCGUUCCUUAUCUGUCUCAAAGCCGGUCGUCAGGGUCGUGAGGCAAAGGGAAAGACACUUUACUUUCUGCUGUACUUCUUCUUCUGGUCCGCAGGCGUGCUGGUCGGAAAUGAUCCAGUCAUCCUGUCCGGGACUGCUUUCUUGGUCUACUUCACACGUGUGGCUGGUAUCUCACCACCAGAUGCUUGGAUCUGGGCCGAGUUCGUUGCUGCCAACAUCUCAUCGGCCGUGCUGGUGUCUUCAAAUCCGACGAAUUUGGUUAUCGCAACAGGUUUCGACGUCAACUUCAUUACAUACACGGCGUACAUGGUUCUGCCUGCGUUCGGAUCUGCAAUGGGAGGACUGCUGGCUAUGAUGGUGUACUUCAGGAACAGAGACGGCGGUAGGAAAACAGAAGAUGAGGCGGAGGACAAGUCAACCAUCCGCAGGUUCGUCGAGAAAGUACCCGUGCUCGGUGACCGAUUGCGCGGCGAGCGGAGCGAAAGUAACAUCCGACAACGCUCUAACGUACCGGCUGCUGACGGCAACGCCACGCCUGGCGCGGAGCAUCCCCACACAAACACCACCCGCAAAGCACCCUCGGCCAAAGGGGUUGGAGCGCCCCCCGCAGAUCCAGCUUCAGGAAAAGCCUCAACCGCCCCCAUCACUUCAUCAGAGCAAAAAUCCAAGACGAGGCCUCCGCUCAUCUACAUCCCUGAAAGGAUCAUUCGACCCGACGUAGACCCUCGUGCAGCGCUUGUUGACAAGUUCGGUGCCAUUUUUGGCAGUAUCGUCAUGGCAGCCACUCUUGCAACACUGGUUGGAACAUCUGUGGUGGGUGGAGUCAAGGUCUUUCAGAUUGCGGUGCCGGGUGCAGUGUUGUGCUUUGUUAGGGAUGGUGUGGCUGAUUGGUUGCGAUGGCGUAGCUUGAUGCUGGAGAAGACGAAAGAGGGAGAUGGUGAGCAGAAGACGAAUGGAGACGAGGCUUCCAAGAAGGCAGCGGAGCAAGUCGAAGAGCUCGAGAUGACAGCGAUGCCCGCCACCGGUACUCGACCCGAUCUGGCUCCUGUUGAGUUGACUGGUACCAAAGCCAGUGUCGCUCCUCCCUCCGCCACUGAAGAAGCUGGAUCAUCCAACAUAACCACUUCUCCUGCUCCGGCCCGUAGCCGCAACCUCAUCCGCCAAGGCAUUCGUUUAUACCGCCAUCUCACUGAAGUCUUCCCCACCGUCAGCAUCGUCCUCUCCCGUCUACCCUUUCCCCUCCUGCCCUUCGCAUUUUCGAUGUUCAUCCUGGUCCAAGCCCUCGCUCAUGUUGGUUUCAUCAACAUCCUCGCCGCCGGCCUAGGUCGUGUCUGCGCCGCGGGCUACGUUCCCACCGCUUUCUUCAUCUCCUUCCUCGGCAUCCUACUCUGCAACAUUGGAGGCACAAACAUCGGCGCCACAAUCCUGCUCACCAAGUCUGUUCGCUCGCCGUACUUCUCGGGCAAGAUUGCGAAUCUGUCAUCGAGAGACCAAGAGCUAGUGUUGAAGGUGGCACAGUAUUCGAUUGCUUUCGGCUCGAACGUCGGUGCGCUGGGUGGUACGUUCGCGGCAAGUUUGGCAGGGUUGCUUUGGUUGGGAGGGUUGAGACAGGGAGGGAUCAGUGUAGGAGCAGGACAAUUCUUGAGAUGGUGUGCUGUGGUGAUUGUGCCAAGUACGGUGAUCGGGAUUGCGAUUAUCGUUGCUGAGGUCAGGUACUUUCAUGUUGAUGCUUAG